CUCUUUGGACUUGUAAGAGUUCUGUUCCAAGACCCUUGCAUAUCUUAGCCCCAAUGCACUUACCUGAACUGCGGCCCUAGCGUUAGGCAGCGAAGGAAACAGAAUGCCAUUGCUAGAGGUCAGAGGCUUGCGACGCGACAUCGCAGAUCGCAGCGUCUUGACCAAUGUCUCUUUUUCCUUGGAGCAUGGAGAAAUCUUGUUCGUUCGAGGUCCCAGCGGCGUUGGCAAGUCACUCCUGCUACGCGCCAUAGCAGGACUUGAUCACUUAGAGGGCGGCUCCCUGCUGCUCCAGGGCAGUUCCCCCGCGCAGCUCGGCUACCCCGCCUGGCGCACCGCGGUGUCGUACGUGCCCCAGAGCCGCGCCAGCAGCCUACGUGGCACCCCGGCGGAGCUGUACUUCAGCGCUCAGCGGUUCAGUGCGCAACGGGGCCGCCCGCGCGGCGACCUGCCUGCACUGGUGCAUGCACUGGGUCUGGAGCAGGCGGUGCUGAACCAGCAGUGGGGCGAGCUGUCGGGCGGCCAGGCUCAGCGGCUGUGUGUGGCCAUUAGUGUGGCGCUGGGUCCGCACGUGCUGCUGCUGGACGAGCCCACCUCGGCAUGCGACCCGGCGGCGGUGCUCAGGAUGGAACGGGUGUUGUCGGGUUGCGGUGCGGCGCUGGUGUGGGUCACCCAUGACCCCGACCAGCCUGCGCGGGUGGGGGGGCGGGUGCUGGAGCUGCCGCUGGGAAACAUACUGCCCGCCGCCGCUGCUGCUGCUGUUGCUGCUGCUGCUGUACCGCAACUGGGGUUGGGAGGGGACCUGGGGUUGGGGAUGGGGAUGGGCAGGAUGUUGGGGGCAGCCAUGACGGGUGAGCUAGCCAGGCAGGGGCAGCAUGGCCAGCAAGGGCAGCAACUGCAUGGGCAGGGGCCUAGACAUGAUAACAGUUCGGGGGCGCUACUGAUGCCUUUGGAGUUUGGUAAUGAGGAGGUGGAGGUGGAGGGUGGUGGUGGGGGAGGAGGAAGCUUUGUUGGGGGGGCAGUGCAGCACGGCGGGAAGGCGACGGCUGCUGCUGCAGGGGCAGCCGAGCUGCUGUCGUACGUGGAUGGAGAUGGAGAUGGCGGCGAGAGCGAUGCAGAUGGUGCGGCGGCAUCGGCGUCAGGCGAGGAGAGGUACUUGUACGGGGACUCGACGAGGGCGGCGGGCGCGAGGAUGAGGGAGGUGCCGACCCCGGCGGCGCAGGCGGAGGGGGUGA
Molecule: messenger RNA, 1232 nt
Organism: Astrephomene gubernaculifera
Lineage: Eukaryota; Viridiplantae; Chlorophyta; Chlorophyceae; Chlamydomonadales; Astrephomenaceae
Source: the annotation of a GenBank genome assembly